AUGCUCUUCGACAUGCUCGCCUACUUGGCGUUGAUCGCUGGAGUUUCUUAUCUAGCCCUCACAUUUCCUCGGCUACGGCAAGAGUGGAAGCUCUACUCACAUCGAUCACAGCUUCCCCCGGGUCCCAAGGUCAUCAAAACAGGCAUCCGAAAGCCAUGGCUCUGGUUCCAGGAAUUGAGUAGGGAGUAUGGCGACGUCGUCUACCUCCAGAUGGGUCCGACGCCAACCAUCGUUCUGGGCUCAGCCCAAGCGGCGUGGGACCUCCUCGAAAAGAAGGGCUCGAUCUUCUCGUCACGUCCACGCUUUAUUAUGGGCGGCGAGCUCCUCUCCGGCGGCAUGAGGGGCUUGAUGGCCUCUUACUCUCCCUUUUGGCGGCGAUGGCGAAAGCUCCUGCACAGCGGCUUCAUGCAGCGACAGAGCGAGACGUACCGGCCGGUGCAGAGUCUGGAGUCCAAAGUGCUUAUGCAUGAGCUCCUCGCGAGUCCCGGAAACUUCAGAAGACAUCUUGAACGAUAUGCAGCGUCUGUCAUUGUGAUGGUGACUUACGGUAGGAGGGUGGAGAAUAUAGCCAGUGACAUCGUUGUUCAACGCAAUGCCGAGUCGAUGGGACGUUUGACAUCGGUCAACAUCCCUGGCAAGUUUGCAGUAGAAAGAUACCCUGUUCUCAAGUACAUCCCCAGCUUCUUGGCCCCUUGGAAGGCCGAGGUCUUGAAACAGAGGCAGAAAGACAUCCAGAUGUACACCGAGCUUAUGGAUGAGGUCCGCGACAAAGUCACUAGAGGUGUUGCGCCCGAGUCCUUCGCAAAACAUCUGCUCGAAGAGCAAUCCAGCCUCGGCAUGUCAGACCUCGAGAUAGCGUACACGGCAGGCUCACCUUUUGGAGCUGGCGUUGAGACAUCUGCCGGGUCUCUAGCCAGCUUUCUCCUGGCUUGUGCCAAAUUUGGCCCGCAGUUCAUACCGAGAGCGCAGGAGGAGCUUGACAGAGUUGUCGGAAGCGACCGGCUGCCGACGUUUGAUGAUCUGAAUAGGCUCGAGUAUGUUCGCGCCAUAGCUUCGGAGACUUUACGCUGGCGACCUGUUGCCGUGCUCGGCGGCACUCCCCAUGCGAGCACCGCCGAUCAUGUCUACAAGGGCAUGUUCAUCCCAAAGGGUAGCACCGUCAUCGCACCUUUAUGGAGCAUUCAUCUCAACGAAGCGGACUUCCCGGAACCCCAUGAGUUCAGACCUGAGCGGUUCUUGACUGAACGCGAAUACCCCGGCACAUUUGGCCACAGUGCCUUUGGAUGGGGUCGCCGAAUCUGCCCAGGCAUGCACCUUGGGUCUGCUUCCGUAGCCCUGAAUAUCGCGAGGAUACUUUGGGGGUUUGAGGUCAACCCCGAAAUAGAUGAGAAAGGCAGAGAUAUUGAAGUGGACAUCUUCGCGUACUCGGAUGGCUUCAACUCAAGUCCAUUGCCGUUCCCUUGCUCGAUUACGCCUCGGUCUGUGAAACAUGCUCAGGCUAUUGAGCGUGAGCACGCGGAAGCUUUGGAAGCACUGAGGGAGUAUGCCGUUAUCGGAAGCAAGUCAGCCUGGUCCGUUGAGGGGGCUCGACGUUAG
Messenger RNA from Colletotrichum acutatum, 1596 nucleotides. Its product is annotated as cytochrome P450. NCBI's taxonomy places the organism in Eukaryota, Fungi, Ascomycota, Sordariomycetes, Glomerellales, Glomerellaceae. Gene Ontology annotation, molecular function: iron ion binding; heme binding; oxidoreductase activity, acting on paired donors, with incorporation or reduction of molecular oxygen. The record is from RefSeq and is a predicted model, not a curated record. The transcript is spliced from 6 exons. Bases 1 to 1596 code for a protein of 531 amino acids.